UUAAAUGAAGCACAGGAUUAUCCUCAGGAGAACAAUUAUACCUGGGACUGGCUUUCUUGCUGAAUCUGCUCAAAAGGCAGAAUUACAUGUAUAAAUGUUUCAGUCCGAGAUUGAUUGGCAUAUUUUGAUGUGAAGCACUUGAUUAAUCUUUUAUUGAAACACAACAUGGCUCUACCUGAUACCAGUCUCUCGUGUCAGGUUAGUAAGUAUAAUUAUAUUUUUAGUACUUUAAUCAGGCUUUAAGAGUUAGGUUAUGUUCUGCCCUUCAUCACAGCUAGUUCAUCAAGGCCUGUAAUGGAUUACAGAGACCCGAAUAACAAUUUGGAGAGGACUCAUUCAUGGUAAAUACACCUAUAAAUCUGGUGAUUACCAAGAAAACAGGUUUAUAUUAGUGGAAAUGGCUGUACUUGUUGAACCAGUUACCUGCCACAAGAUCCAGUCUUUUCUGGCCACAGAAGUUCUUUUAAUUACAUGAGAUUGAUUUUUUCAAGCAAAUAACAAUAACAAUAGUAUUUAUUGUAGGGGAGGAAGUAAACAAUGCACAAAUCACAAUGUAUAAAGAAACCAAGUGAUUCAUCAUUUGCACAAGGAACCAGGAUGUUGUGGAUAUAUAUAAUUGCCUGUUAAUGCAGUUGUUUCUAUCACUGGUCACAAGAGGCAGUGAAAUGAAGCAGCGGCAGAAAAAAUACUUCAGCAAAAAUGUAUAAAUUUUAGUUAAAGACAACAAAUUUUUAUAUCUCUCACAUACUGGUUAAGAGAAAGUUUUUAAAGUGCAUUAUCAUAGUUGGAACACAUAUUAAAAGGUCUUCCAACUAAUAUGUAUGUGGUUAUGUGUGCCCUGAGGUGAGAUCGAUUCAGCUUGAGGAAGACGUUAGUUAUAAGGUCAUACUGACUGCUACCUCAGUACUGAGGUCAGGUUAAUGCAUUCUGCCUGCCCAGAGUAGGCCUGCUGUGGCUUUCAGUUAACAGGGUGCAUUUACACAGAUCUUAUAAUCAAAAGAAGUUGUCUUACAAGUUAUUAAAAAGUCCUAGCAAUCAUUUGAUGAGUUGACUCCAGUUUGCUUGAAGAGGUGGAACGGUUUUGUUCACUAUGGCUGUCCAUCUGAAGAUCCCAGUGAGGAUUCGGCUGAAAUGUUCCAGUAGACUCUCGGAAAUGAAAUUUGCUGUGAAUAUCCUUGUUAGUGCUAGGAACAUGGGAUUCACAGAAGAUUGCAUAUCCAUGGUGUUAUGUCCCAGUGUAUGGUAAUCCCAGCAAGUACAUGAAGAUGUGACAUGUCCAGUUGAUCACUUAAAACUAUGGAUGAAAAGUAGAGACAAAUCAGUACUUAACCAAAACUAGACAAUGUGUAUGAUAAAAAUUUUAUAACCUAGGCCACUGCAAGCUUUUCUUUUUCUGAGAAAAAAUGGAGGCUGCAGUUCAACAACAGCAGGAGAAAAAAGCUGAAAAAACCUCAGCAUCUCCAUCAGAACAGACUCUGUUGUCAUCUUCUCUACUUGAGAAGGAAGCUAAAAUGCAAUCUCUAAAGGAGUUGGAGACACAUGGUGAUGACCAGCCACAGCAGGUAACCAAAGGUCACUUGGUUGUGGUGGACACUAAGGCCACUGGUGAUGAAAAGAAAACAAGCAAGUCCAAUCUUGGACCGCAACAACGAAGCAAGCCUCUUAUUAGCCAGGAGAAAAAGAAAGAAGACUCUUUAACUUUGCCUCAACAUCAUGGAGAGCGCAGUACAAUAUCUGGACGUAGUAAAAGUUACGAGAUGCGCCCCCCUGUGAGUGAGGUGGACUAUUUGCUUAAACAAACAGUCCGUAGUCAGUCAUCAGAUAGUCCAUUGAGUGGACGAGGCCAGCUGGUCAGGGGCAGUGCAUAUGGCCCCAGCUUCGGCUCAAAGGUGACUUUAACAAGAGAGCUACAUGUCUCAGACAGAGGAGAUCAGCAUGAUAAUCUCAUGUCCAAAGCUGUGUCAAGUACACCAGGUGGUCACAGCGGUGUAAGUUCAGCGGUCAGGGAGGCCAGCACAGCUGCAAACAGUCAAACUAACAAGGCUGGACAUGUGGAGGAGGCGGUCACCACAUUGAAGGCUGCUGCUGACAUGUGGCAAGGUGACACCGCGGACACACAGCAGAUGGUUCACCGCAUAGGUGACACACAUGAAAAAGAGAAGACUAAUGUCAAAAAAUUAAAUGAACAAAGGAGUCAACUUAGUGCUGAGAAAAGUGAAAAACAGACGGAAAGAAUGUGUGAAGUUGAAAAAAGUAGUUCUUUAACAGCUGCCAGUGACAGUUGCACAACAAGCACUAAUUAUCGCAGUGAGGUAGGGGAGGAAAAAGCACUUGCGCAGAAGUUCUUAACACCAGUUAAGCUAGGCUUAAAAAGUGCUUCAUUUGCAGAGUAUGAGGAGUCAAUACGGCAGCAGGAGUCGAAAGCACAUUCUCUUUCUCCAUACUCUGGAUAUCAGCAUGUAGCACGGCCAAUUUUCAGAUCAGCUGACAAUCAGGAUCUCUUGCACCCAGCCACUGGGAAAGGCACUUAUAUUCCAGUCAAGUCUCACUCUUUUCAUGGAGAAAAUGAAGAACAUUUUCUGAAACCACAAGAACGCCCAUAUCCAGCCCCUUCUAGGUAUUUUGAACAGGCUCUAAAGAAAUAUUAUUCGGAUAAAACUGUGUCUGGUUCUUAUAGUCCAGGACAGUAUUCUCAGCGUUAUGUGACCCAUAUCAAAGAUCUCCAACCUCCGAGAGGAGAAAGAGCAAAUGUAACAGACUCGCAGGGACCUCUUCAUAAGAGUACUAGUUUAAACUUGUCUUCUCUGGCUUUAGACUCUGUAGAUCGUAGCUCGCCUGAAUUGGGAGACGCAGCCCCUGCCCAUGAACCAGAGCAUCCUCACAGUGACCCUGUAAAGACUGAUGAACAACUGGGCAGCACAGAAACAAAACCUUCUGAGCACACAGGAAUUGACACAGAAUCCAAGAGAGAAGCAUUUAAAGAAAACUGGAAAAAACAGCAAAACUUACUCAAUCGUAGUUUCAAAAAAUAUUUGCAAGCCAGGUAUUUACACAGUCAGGCAGACUCAACUGAAAAACCUAACUCUACUAAGAGCACAGACUCUGUUAAAUCAGAUUUAUCUUCUGUGAUUGAGCAAAAACUGUCUCGUGGAGAGAGUUCAGACAAAAUGGAUGUCUCUUCUCCACCACAACAACAUUUAAAAGAAACCAUGGACCCUUUUGAACAACAGGAACCCUUAGAUCUUUCUAGUCACAAGUCUUUGAGUGUGGAAAGUGAAGGUGACAAUGAUAGUUCGAAAGAGAGCCAGGAGUCCUCAGAUAGACCUGGGAGUGGGAGAGGACGACGGCGCUUGGUGCGUCAAGAUGAAGUAGAGGAGGAGGCAGCAGGGGAACUGGCAUCACAAUCACAACAUCAACAGCGUUUAAAUUACCCUCGCAGUAUGAGCAUUGAUGACAAGGACUCUCCACCUCCUGAAAGCACUGAGUCUGAGGAAAAAGGGAGUGAACCACGUCACCGCAGCAUGAGUAUAGAUGAAAAGAAGGACUCUCCGCCACACUCACCUCCCAGACAAAUGAGUGUUGAUGAAAAGCAUGAUGUAUUUCCUCGUAGCAUGAGCAUAGACUCUGAAGAUGGCGGCCUGCAGCUGCCACCAGCUCAAAUAAAAACUGAAUAUCCACUAGAACUGAACUCAUAUCAAAACAUUCUAGACUGGCAAAUGAGGGCUUUUUACUCUUCUUUUAUUAAUGCCCCUCAUACAGGACCCAAGCCAAGGAGAUAUUCGGAGCAUGGGACGAGUUAUACAGAUGCACCUAUUUGUGAUCGUAGACGUAUGAUUCAUGGUCGAUGUAUUGACCUUGAUGAUGCAGGACACCCUCAGUUACUGGAACCUUAUCCACCAGCCCCACCCAGUCCACCACCACAGAGCAACAGAGGGGAGUCCUCGGUUACUCGGAGGGAGGGAGCCAGUAAAAGAAUAUCUGCAGGGGUGCCCUCCAUAAAAAUUACCCCACCUGAAUUAAAUGAGCCAGGCCGCACCCCUGUGAUUACCCUUGACCCCCCUCCUUUCUCCCCCUUCAGCCCUGGUGUAAUGAGUCCCCAUUUUCCCCAGUCAGCACCCCCAGCUCUGCAGGACAGUAGCAUGUUCUUUUGUUUCCCACCUCCGUCUAACCUAGCUAAUUAUUGCCCACCCAGCCUAGCUGAGAUGGUAGAAAAACAGAGAGCAGAAAUGACUGAUAAAGAGAAGGAGAUUGGUUAUCUUUGCCCAUUGUGUGGCCAAGGUUUUUCUGGAUAUGACAACCUGGCCAAACACAUGGCCAAACAUUUACCAACAGAGACUGUGAGGUCGGUGAAAAUGGGCGUGGAGAGCAAGUUGCAUUAUUGUAAAGUUUGUAAUCGUGCAUUUUCACGAAGUGAUAUGUUGACACGUCACAUGCGCCUCCACACUGGAAUCAAGCCAUAUGAGUGCAAAGUGUGUGGCCAGGUAUUCAGUCGGAGUGACCACUUAAAUACACAUCAACGCACACAUACUGGAGAGAAACCGUACAAAUGCCCACAGUGCCCUUAUGCAGCUUGUCGCCGAGACAUGAUCACCCGCCACAUGCGCAUACAUCGCAAGCAUCCUAGAGGAGGCAAACUUUCGUCUUCUAACAGUAGUUCCCUUUCUCAGGGCUCCUUAUCUGUGGACUCUGCUCGAUCUCCAUCUCAAGGCAGCAGCACAGACUCUCCUGAGGCAGCAGGGCUAAGUCCAAGUCCAGAUAGGUCAGAGAGCAUCAGUAAGCCACGGAUGCCCUCAGGGUCCUCUUUAACCAGUCUGGAUAGUUUAGAUUCUGAUGGGAAGAGCCGUCACUUGUCAUUAACAAGCACAGAGAGCAUGGAGUAUCACAGUCCACAUGCAUUGCACCAAUGGUCCUCUGCCAGUGUGGAGAGCACUGAAUCUCAUGGUAACGUCCCUCUUUCCAGGGGAUGGUCUUCUGUUUCCUCAGAAGGGGUUGAACUUUUAACACCUCGAGAAAGACUACGCAAGUGGUCCUCAGCCAGCACAGAAAGUAUGGAGUCUUCUCCAUUCAGUCCAGUGCGGCCUACAGGUGGACACAAAUUUAGCCGUUGGUCAGUCACAAGCUCAGGAAGUAAAGACCUUGACGAUUCCUCAGACACACUGCAAACCUCUCUCACUAGUGCUGGAAGUGUUUCUUCAGAUCCUGAUGUGAAAAAGUUGUGGAAUUUAUCUGUGACUAGUCUAGACGAUCCUUUAACUUAAUGAAAGUUGGUGUUUAUAAACCAAUCUUAAUAUUUUUCAUUAGUCAGGUUUUUAAAAAGGUGAAAUUGGAGAAUGAUUUUAUUUCACAAAGCUGCAAGCAUUUCUCAUUGUUUUUUUUCGAAAGUGCUUUGUAGUAUAUCUGCAUUGUACAAAUGAGUUGGAGAAAAGAGUGGCAGAAGGUCUACAGUCUGGAACUGCCAGUACUGUCUUGUGCAGGGUGGAAGUUAAUUGUGUGGCAGGGCCACUGAUUUGUAGAAGUGACUAUUUUUUCCUUUGUAAAGUCACAUUCUUCAAACUUGUUGUAACUUGAUGACUUUUAUUACCAUAGUUGAUAGUAUUUUUACUGAUUUUCCUCAGUUAUAGAAGUUUAUAACUGUCUUCUUGUUCUUAUUGAGAUCUUAAUUUAUAUAUAUAUAUAUGAUGUAAACUUAUAUAUUUGGAAUAUAAAUAGAAUAUCGUUUUAACCUAUUCAUGGGAACCUUCUCUACAUAACAUCACAAUUUACUAGUGUUUAUGGUUUUUUCUUCUCCAAACAAUUUUGCCUGUAUAUUUUGUUACAUCUCUUCUGAGGGCUCUAGUCAUAUGUUGGUUCACUCCUGUAUUAUAUAUAUUUCUGUUGUAGUGCUAGAAGAAAAAUAUUGAGAUUAGUUAAUAAGUCAUAUGAUACCUUUAUGCUAAGGUUGCAUCAGUCAGAGCAGUGGUUAUAUUCUUUUGCCACUAGUGUUAUUUAACUCUAAGGCUGUGUUCAGAUUAAAAGUUAUCGGUCCAGCAGGAUCGAGCUAUCUUUGCGAGAGUCCUUGCUUAAGUGCAUUCAAUGUCAUCAACUUAAUUGUCUGGCACACCCCCUCCAGAAGCUACGAAAGAUAUUUACCCCCUAGCUUCUGAAGGGGGCAGACCAGACAAUUAAGCUCAUUACAAUGAGUGUACUUAAGCAAGAACCCUUGAAGAGAUAGAUCCAUCUUGCUAUACUGAUAACUUUUAAUCUGAGCACAGCCUACUAACUGCUUCUACCUUAAAGUAAAAGAACAAGUUUUAAUAACAAAAAAUAAACUCAAAUAGUGUGACUAAGUGUUCAGUAGAGGCUUAGGUCUUAUAACUUACCAUGUGUCAUCACCAUGUUAUAAGAGUCUCUUGUAGAACAAGUGAAAUGUGUUGAUAAUGGUUUUAAAGAUAAGUUGAUAGGUUGCCCAUUUCUUUCAGUUUUCAAACUUGUGCUCCAAAUUGAUUUCUGGAAUUUUUUUCUACAAACAUCGCAUGUUUAAAUAAGACCUACUAAUUGGAUUAGUGUCUGUUAGCAUUCAUUUACAAGUCUCUGAAUCUGUGAAGUUAAUAUUUUUAUGUGAAACAAUUUUGUUUUGAGCAAAAGCAUCAUGUUGAACAUGUGCUUCAUUGAUAUAUUACGCUUUUGUAUUAUAUCUUAUUGAGCAAUAUACUAGUAACUAACUUCUAGUAAAAUGAUUGAUCAAAAUUAAGCAAUGCACACUUAGGCCCAGAUUAAUGAAUUUGUACUGAAAUCUUGUAUUGUAAGUACUUUGAAUUUUUAUGUGAACAAAGGGAUCUACCGUCAUAAUUUUACAACCUGACAUCCAUCAGAUAGCUGUCUAUCCAGAGUCUUAGUGAUACUGUUCAAAUUAACUUCUUUCCACUCUCAAUGCCAUUAAACAGAGUCUAUUUAUGUCUGUUUGCAGAACAUUGAGGUGUGUAUGAAUAUAUUUACUACUUAGUUGACCUAAGUCGGUUACCUCAGAUUAUUGAUCUCCAUUAAGCUGAGCUUAUCAAUUAUGGAAUAUUGGUUAUUGAACUGCAGAGUACUGAAACUGUAACAGUUGAUGUAAAUUAUAGUGUUUUGUGUUCAUCCAAAUCCCUUAGACCGAGUAAUCAGUAACCUUAUGUACAGAAAUUGAGCAUGUAUUGAACGAUUAAGCCAGGUAAUAGUAAUUGUUAAUAUGAAUUACUUAAUAUGUAACAGAGUCUUGUCAGCCAAAUUAGAGCAUAAUAUUUAUGACAUUUACACAGAAAUCAUUUUACUACAGUUUAUAACUGGUUAGUUUAAAGGCAAUGGUUCAGAUUAGUAGCCUGUGUUAGAACAUAUCCAGUGUAAAGCUUUGCAAAAGAUUUGAAAAAUUCUCCCAUGAUUGGGGAGAUGGCACAGUCUUAAGAAGGGUGGGUGCACAUUCUCAGAAAUUUAUAUUCCACAUCUUUUUCAAACCACAACCAUGUUUUCCCCAAAUAUGUGAUUUUUAACAUAAUUUGCCCCUCCUUAAAGAUAUUGUUAGCCCUUGCCAAAAACUCCUUAUUUACUGCCUUAAAUUCAUUCUUUUGGAUAACAGGUAAAUCUUCAGUGUUCAUU
Messenger RNA from Lingula anatina, 7608 nucleotides. RefSeq lists its product as uncharacterized. Gene Ontology annotation, cellular component: nucleus. The record is from RefSeq and is a predicted model, not a curated record. NCBI's taxonomy places the organism in Eukaryota, Metazoa, Brachiopoda, Lingulata, Lingulida, Lingulidae. Gene Ontology annotation, biological process: regulation of gene expression.